Molecule: messenger RNA, 1124 nt
Organism: Trichogramma pretiosum
Lineage: Eukaryota; Metazoa; Arthropoda; Insecta; Hymenoptera; Trichogrammatidae
Gene: Dus4
Product: tRNA-dihydrouridine(20a/20b) synthase [NAD(P)+]-like
Exons: 3
Coding region: 87-1124 (345 amino acids)
Biological process (GO): tRNA processing
Molecular function (GO): flavin adenine dinucleotide binding; tRNA dihydrouridine synthase activity
Source: RefSeq, a predicted model, not a curated record
UUCAGGCUGUUUUAAAAAACUGAAAUUUUCAUUGACUUAAACUAUUCAAGUAUUUUCGGCUCAUUGAAUCUAUAUCUACUCAUAAAAUGUCGCAAGAUAUUUUAGAAUUAUUAACUAAUAAACAAAUGACAAAAAUAUGUGCGCCAAUGGUGCGGUAUAGCAAGCUUCCAUUCCGAACAUUAGUGAGAAAAUAUGAUUGUGAUAUUUGCUUUACUCCAAUGAUACUUGCUGAUUCAUUUGUUCAAUCAUCAAAAGCUAGAGAUAGUGAGUUUUCUACAAGUUCUAGUGAUACCCCUCUAAUAGUUCAAUUUGCAGCUAAAAAAACAACUGAUUUUACUUCAGCUGCAGAAUUGAUAGCUCCCUACUCCAACGGAGUAGAUUUAAAUUGCGGAUGUCCACAAAGAUGGGCAAUGAAUGAUGGAUAUGGGGCAGAUUUAUUAUCCAAACCUCAAUUAGUCAAAGAUUUAAUCCAGCAAGUUAGAAAUAGGAUACCAAAGCCAUUUACAGUUUCUGUUAAAAUACGUCUAUUAAAAGAUAUGAAGAAAACUAUAGAACUGUGCAGGCAAAUUGAAAAGGCUGGAUCUUCUUUUUUGACAAUACACGCUAGAACACCAGAAAUGAGAAAUGAACCUAUUGACUUGGAAAACUUGAAACUUGCCAUUAGUAGCGUGCAAGUUCCUGUUAUUGCUAAUGGAAAUGUUCGAUCACUUGAAGAUGCCAAAUUAUUAUAUCAUGAAUCCCAAUGUAAUGGUGUAAUGGUUGCUGGAGGUUUAUUAACCAAUCCAGCAUUAUUUUCUGGUUUUAUAAGGACUCCUUUAGAAUGUAUUCAAGAUUGGCUCAAUAUAACAGCAACAUUGUCUACUCCAUUUAUGUGUAUGCAUCAUCAUUUUGUCUUUAUGCUAGAAAAAGUUUUAGAAAAGAAGGAAAGACAAAUUUUUAAUGCAUUAAAAGAUGAAACUAGUGUGCACCAUUUUCUUAAAACACGGUUUGAAAUAGAGCCCAAAAUUCUUAACGAUGAAUUUGAGUUAAUAAAUUGUGAAUAUAAUAUAACGCCAUUAAAAGUGUUAAAAAAAAAAUGCCUUGAUGAAGACAUUAGAUAUGACUUGGAAAAUUUAUUUUUAUGA